CGUAUAAGCUGCACAUAACAAAUACUUCAUCUUUGAACUUGUAUUAACUAGCUUAAAUAGCAUGCUUUUGAAAGUGUAAUAAAACUGAUAAUAAUUAACAGAUAUAUUGAUUUUAUUCUAUUAAGUGACAUUUUUGAAAUUAAAAUAGAAAAUCACAUACAAUUAAAUUGAUUGAAAUAUUCUUAAAAAAAAAAAAAAAGAAGGUGAAAAUACAGUAAUACCUAAUACGUUGUAAUUUUGUAUGUACAGUAUACAAUCGUACUUGAUUGGUUUAUAGAUACUAAGAAGUCCACCACCUAAGACUGAAGACUGUCACUGGGACUCCAUUUAACACUCUCUUCCACACUUUCACUUUCUCUCUCUUACUUAAUCCUCUAAUGUGGCGAAGACAAUUCAGCAGUAGCGCAACUGCCAUUAACGCGCUAAAAGCCAAAAAAUGGGACGCCGUAGUAAUUGGCGGCGGCCACAACGGCUUAACGGCGGCGGCGUACUUAGCUCGCGGCGGCUUAUCCGUCGCCGUCAUUGAGCGCCGCCAUGUCCUCGGCGGCGCUGCUGUUACGGAGGAGUUAAUCCCUGGGUUUAAGUUCUCUCGUUGCAGUUACCUCCAGAGUCUUCUUCGUCCUUCCAUUAUCAAGGAGUUGGAAUUGGAGAGGCAUGGAAUGAAGAUGCUGAAGAGAGUUCCGGCGUCGUCAUUUACGCCUUGUUUGGAUGGGAGAUAUCUUUUGUUAGGGCCAGAUAAAGAGCUUAAUCGUUCCGAAAUCUCUAAGUUCUCCUUGAAUGAUGCUGAUGCUUAUCCUAGAUAUGAGAGUCAGCUUGAAAGUUUCUGUAAAUUUUUGGAUCCGAUUCUGGAUUCACCGACUCCUGAAAAUAUAGAAGGCACCUCAUCUUUUGGUGACAAGAUGAAAAAUAAGCUGUACAAGUCAACUUUUUGGUCGACCUGCCUUCAACGUGCGGUCUCCCUUGGGCAAAAAGAGAUGGUGGAUUUUAUGGACCUUCUUUUGUCCCCAGCUUCGAAGGUUCUAAAUAACUGGUUUGAGUCUGAUGUCCUAAAAGCAACACUAGCAACAGAUGCUGUAAUAGGGAGCAUGGCAAGUGUAAACACGCCAGGUAGUGGGUAUGUUUUGCUACAUCAUGUGAUGGGAGAAACAAAUGGAGAUCGUGGCGUAUGGUCAUAUGUGGAAGGGGGAAUGGGCUCUGUCUCCUUAGCCAUCAGUCAUGCUGCAAAGGAAGCUGGAGCUCACAUAGUGACUAGCACUGAAGUUUCACAGCUGAUGGUUGGGGACUCUGGAGCUGCAGAAGGGGUAUUGCUGGCUGAUGGAACGGAGAUUCAUUCUUCUGUUGUUCUAUCAAAUGCAACUCCUUAUAGAACUUUUGUGGAAUUAAUGCCAGAUUAUAAACUUCCUGAUCAGUUUAUUCGCACAAUUAAAAAUUGUGACUAUAGCUCGGGAACCACGAAAAUUAAUUUAGCAGUUGAUAAGUUGCCCCAGUUUGAUUGUUGCAGUAGCAAAAUGAGCCACCUGGAUUCUGGCCCUCAACAUGUUGGUACUAUUCACAUUGGAUCUGAGAGCAUGGAGGAGAUUCACUCAGCCUGCCAAGAUGCUUUGAAUGGCUUGCCAUCACGAAGACCAGUUAUGGAAAUGACUAUUCCUUCUGUUUUAGACAAAACAAUAUCUCCUCCAGGAAAACAUGUAAUCAACUUAUUUAUUCAAUACACACCCUAUCAACCAUCAGAUGGUAGUUGGCAGGACACUGCGUACAGGGAGUCAUUUGCAAACCGGUGUUUCUCCUUGAUUGAUGAGUAUGCACCUGGCUUCAGUUCAUCAGUUCUUGGAUAUGACAUGCUUACUCCUCCAGACUUAGAGAGAGAAAUUGGCUUAACAGGAGGGAAUAUCUUCCAUGGAGCUAUGGGAUUAGAUUCUCUCUUUCUUAUGAGACCUGCAAAAGGAUGGUCAAAUUACAGGACACCAUUACAAGGGUUGUAUCUGUGUGGAAGUGGAGUUCAUCCGGGCGGAGGGGUUAUGGGAGCACCUGGCCGUAACGCCGCGCAAAUAGUUCUAAACGAUUUUAAGAAAUAAGAUGGCCAGGUAGAAUCACACUGAAUUUAUGAUUAAACCUGUUUAUAUUCUCAUUUUCCCAUUCAUGGCACCAUUUCACCGUUGUACAAAUGAGAAUAUUUUCAUGUAUUUUACAUUUACCUUAAACUUUAGGAAUGUAAUUCAUUUAAGUCCGUAUAA
Molecule: messenger RNA, 2234 nt
Organism: Chenopodium quinoa (quinoa)
Lineage: Eukaryota; Viridiplantae; Streptophyta; Magnoliopsida; Caryophyllales; Amaranthaceae
Product: pyridine nucleotide-disulfide oxidoreductase domain-containing protein 2-like
Exons: 16
Coding region: 378-2075 (565 amino acids)
Source: RefSeq, a predicted model, not a curated record